Colletotrichum destructivum is the source of this 531-nucleotide messenger RNA. Its product is annotated as Putative formyl transferase. Gene Ontology annotation, biological process: 'de novo' IMP biosynthetic process. The coding region runs from base 1 to 531 and encodes 176 amino acids. Lineage: Eukaryota; Fungi; Ascomycota; Sordariomycetes; Glomerellales; Glomerellaceae. The record is from RefSeq and is a predicted model, not a curated record. The transcript has 3 exons. Gene Ontology annotation, cellular component: cytoplasm. Gene Ontology annotation, molecular function: phosphoribosylglycinamide formyltransferase activity.
AUGAGGUACUCGCCAUGCCGGAUCCUGGUCAAGGUCUCUGGCUUCAGCUCCAACUUCCAAGCUCUCACAGUUGCUAUAUCUACGAGUCGGCUUCCAAAUAGUCGCAUCAUCUCCCUCAUCACGAAUCGGAGAAAUGCACACGCAAUCGUUGGAGCGGAUGAAGCUUGCAUUCCUUGGGACUACCUCAACUCAAUCAGUAACGGGUUUUUGCGGAAUGGGAAAACAGACGAAUACAAAGUGGCAGAAAGCCGUCACAAGUAUGACUCUGCAUGGGCCGCGAGAGUUCUAUCAGCAGGAAAGGAAAAACCUGAGUUGAUUAUUCUCGCUGGUUGGAUGUAUGCCUUCUCGAGUGCUUUCCUAGAAUGCAUCUAUCGAAAGGGCAGGGGUGCGGAUAAUCAACUUCCACCCCGCACUACAACACAACCUGCACAGGGGAGUUUGAUGGAGCUAUGGCGAUCGAGUGAGCUUUCGAAGAGAGCUCAAGGCUGGCCGUAUAACGCGAAUGGGUGUCAUGGCCCACUAGGUGAUUAA